GUUAGGAGGUACAGAGUUCUCGCAAGCAGCGUUAUAUAUAUAUAUAUGCCUGCACGCACAAGCCCCUUCAUUCUCUCUCCUGAACCUCCUCCUGCUCCCGCUCGUGUUCAGCGACAUGAAGACUUCCUCGGUGUUUUUGCUUAUCGCUCUGGGCGCCACUCUGACCCAAGGGUAUCUUUUCAAGAGUGACGGCUGCCCAGAACCCUACGAUCGCCUGGAUGAGACGCGCUGCAUCUUGACGGACCCUUUUGUGGCAAGAAACUACACUGACGCCAUCGCCUACUGCAAGACCCACGGCGGCGUGCUGCUGCACUUUGAUAACUGUGCCGAUCAAACUUUGUUCUAUGACUACAUUCAGACGGAGGUGGGUCUGGCGUCACAUCACUACUGGCUGGCCGCUACUGACGAGGCUGAGGAAGGCGUGUGGCUCUGGGAUCACGACAAGAAGCCCGUCCCCAUGGGCAGCCCCUUCUGGUACGUCGGGGAGCCCAACGGCGGCACCAGCUAUAACUGCGUCGUCCUUAGCUACUCCUACACUCACCGCUGGGUUGAUACAUAUUGCCAUUACACAAAUUACGCCAUCUGUCUCAAGGCCAUCUAGGCCACGGACGGACGCUACUGCAGGACGAUCAUGAUUCGGAAGUUAUAUAUAUAUAUAUAUAUAUAUAUAUAUAUAUAUAUAUAUAUAUAUAUAUAUAUAUAUAUAUAUAUAUAUAUAUAUAUAUAUAUAUAUAUAUAUAUCUAUAUAUAUACCAGUAAUCGUUCUCUGUUCUACAAAUUUGAUGGAAAUAAAAAAAAUAGUAAGCAAGAAUUGUGUUAAGAAAUUAGAAAUGUCUUCAGGGUGAACAAAUUUACAUAAUUGGGAGGCAUCAAUAAACUAAAUACAGCUUUUUCACAGCAUGAAUAAUAAUUCAUGUCUCUAAAUAAACACAUUGAAAAAUU
Molecule: messenger RNA, 942 nt
Organism: Eriocheir sinensis (Chinese mitten crab)
Lineage: Eukaryota; Metazoa; Arthropoda; Malacostraca; Decapoda; Varunidae
Product: perlucin-like protein
Exons: 3
Coding region: 116-601 (161 amino acids)
Biological process (GO): biological process involved in interspecies interaction between organisms
Cellular component (GO): external side of plasma membrane
Molecular function (GO): carbohydrate binding
Source: RefSeq, a predicted model, not a curated record